Drosophila willistoni is the source of this 806-nucleotide messenger RNA. RefSeq names its product probable proteasome subunit beta type-2 (gene Prosbeta4). The record is from RefSeq and is a predicted model, not a curated record. The transcript is spliced from 3 exons. Gene Ontology annotation, cellular component: proteasome core complex. Gene Ontology annotation, biological process: proteasomal protein catabolic process. Lineage: Eukaryota; Metazoa; Arthropoda; Insecta; Diptera; Drosophilidae. The coding region runs from base 113 to 736 and encodes 207 amino acids.
CCCUCUAUAUGGUCACUCUAAACUUAUUGCUUGUCAUCAUUUUGCAUUUCGAGAAGACAAACUUUUGGUUUUUGAAUAAUAACUCCACAAGUUAAAAACAAAUAAUUGCGAAAUGGAAACACUACUUGGUAUCAAGGGACCAGAUUUUAUAAUGCUGGCGGCCGACUCAACUCACGCCCGUUCAAUUAUUGUAAUGAAAGAGGAUGAGAACAAAAUCCACAAGGUCUCGGAUAACCUGUUAAUAUCCACAACAGGCGAGUCUGGCGAUACGGACCAAUUUACCGAGUUUAUUUCCAAGAAUAUUUCUCUAUAUAAAAUGCGAAAUGGCUACGAUUUGAGUCCCCGUGCGGCAGCCCAUUUUACGCGUAAAAAUCUAGCUGAAUAUUUGCGUAGCCGUACGCCGUAUCAAGUGUUUAUGUUUGUAGGCGGCUAUGAUCCCCAAGAAGGUCCCGAGCUCACAUUCAUCGACUACUUGGCCACUGCAAAAUCGGUGAAUUAUGCCGGUCAUGGUUAUGGUUCCAUUUUCUGUUCGAGCAUCUAUGAUCGCUACUGGCAUCCCAAUAUUACCCAGGAAGAGGCCUAUGACGUAUUCAAGAAGUGUGUGCUGGAGAUUCAAAAACGAUUGGUUGUCAAUCUGAAAAACUUCACAGUCGCGGUGGUGGAUAAGGAUGGCGUCAGAAAUUUGGAACCCAUCAGUGCCAAGAGUUUGUCCGAUUACAAAGCCGCUGGAUUUUAAGUUUUAAGCAUUUCGAAAAUGUUAACACAAAUACAAUUAAAAAAUAAAAACCUGGAUAUCUUUGGUAUAA